GGAGUGAUUUCCUGUAAAAGACCUAUGAAGAGAGUAGGAGGGAUUCAGCCUAGCUCAGUUUACCAGUGCACCAGAGAGCACAAACAUCUUCACACAUUCAUGCUGUUGGUACGCUUUGACAGACUGCGCAUCAGAAAUUCCAGCAACACGGACGUCCCAAAGGACUGGCUUGCAUUUAGUUUUGGCUGCACAGAGAGCAUCCUAAGAGUGACCUGCUCCUCCUUCGUCUGGGACAAGGCAAGAAGUGCAAAGGAACUCCAAUGAAUCUCAAUGUGGACGCCUUUCCAAAUGUGGACUUCUGAUGAACAAAAACACACCAGCCCACAAAGCCAAGAUAAGGCAUCUGUGCUCCUUCCUUGUCCUGUGCUUGCAUUUGGCCUAUGGCGCUGUGCCAGGUCCAUGUAAGCACUCAGUGACAAAGGACCAUCUCCUCAACUUAAGACGUCUGAUUGGGAACCAACUUCAAAAUGGCUGCUCUAUUAGCUAUAACUUCACAGAACGCCAAAACUUGAGUGACGUCUGCUACAUUAAAGCAGCAUUCCCUCACAUCCUGGACCUUCUGAACACUCACUUCAGAUAUGGAAGAGAUUCUGACAACUAUAACUACAUUAGCUCACUGAAGAACCUAAUCUACAACAUCUAUUCACAGAAAUGCAUCCCUCCAAUCAAUGAGGAGAUUGAGGACAAUCCAGUGAAGUUUGCUAAGCUCUACACGACCUUGCCCAGGGUGGGACUGGAAAAAGCAGAGGAGGUCAUUCAAAUGUACCAGAAUCUGGUGACUAAGAACGACAAACCUAUGGAAUGGAACUGUGAAGAUGAGUAUGCAGAGGACUCUCAAGAAUCAACCACUGCACUUCUCACCCAAAUGUCAGGGACCCCAGAGUGCCACUGCUCUUGCACAAAAAUGAGUUCUACACCUUUAAAGGCAUCACUGCUGAUCAAAUCUUCUCUAAGUGCACCAACAACUAUAUCACCACCCAGUCCAUAUCUGGGACCUGUCUUCAGCCACAAGAAUGAAGGAUCUAGAGCAUCUGAACCUGGUGGCAAACAAAAGACAACUAAAUCAAUACAAACCCAGUCUUCACCAGUUUCACCAGAUUCUGAACCUUAUGGUUCAACAGCUGGGGGUUUUCCCAACCUCAUCUUUUCCACCACCCCAGAUUUGACGGACGGAAAGAUGGAGAGUUCACCAUCAUCAGUCCUUUCUUCAUCCAUUACAACCUCAACCGAAUUACCAAGGAUACCACAAAAACAAACUCUUCUUGUUCUCCACUCAGCAACAUCUCAACCCUCUCAAAGAAGCAUCACACCACUCAGUUCACACAGGAGCACAGCACUUUUACUUGCCAAGAGGUCUUUGGAUACCAAAGACCAAGGAAUACUGUCAGAUUUCUACUCAGAACUUCUCCAGAGUUGGAUUACCACAGCCACGUCUGAGCCUGCAGGAAUUCAUAAGAAAGGCCCACUCCUGCAGAUCACUCCUGGAGCAACACCAAACAACCCUUUCCAAACACUUCAUGUGGACAAAAACAUAGCACCAGAAUCAGCCACAGCUGCACCAUCCUUGAAAAUAAUGGAGGAUAUUUCAGAAUACUUGAGCCCUCCUGCUGAACAGUCUGCUGAUGUCAGCACUCCUACGCAUAUCCAAACUCAUCUUCACAUGGCUGCUUCCUUGCCAGAGAAUAUAAUUAAAGCCUUCAGUGAGGCAACAGACUGCAAAGAUUCCAAAUGUCAAAAGGACACUGAAGACACGAAGGCUUAUAUUUCCAGAGAUCAUGUAGAGAGACCCUCGGGGAAAGACUUACAGCUCACUAGCAGCUCCAUAAACACAACAUUCAUAAUCACAUCUGUGUGCUUAGCACUACUGCUCCUCACUGCGGUCCUCUUCUACAAACAGCAAAGGAACAUCAGACUGCUCUUUCAGAGACCAGGGGGAACAGCAACACAAAGGUCGAGCAUCUACGACAAGAUAGAGCUAUAAGAUUGCAAAGGAAAUAAAGGAUCCGAUGGCACAUGACAACCAUGGUUGGAUGCCGAAAAUCCUCAUAGGAGAAAAAUGAUGCUUUCUUUUAAUUCACCCUACAACCUUUUCGUUUCAUUUUCUUUUCACCAGUGUUGUACAUACAUGCUGUGCACAUAGAAAUAUUUAAAGUUAUGUAUUUUUAUACAAUAAGAGUUUACUUUCAUUAAACUGUAACAGAACCGAUUUUGUUUAUAGUAAAGUUUAUCUUUCUGUUAGGAGAAAAUGCUGAUAGAUGUGAGUCACAAAUAAAAUCAAAGGGAUUUGCUAGCUUAUCAACCGAAGAACAUUUCUAGAGAGAGCUGAUGUAAAUACCUCUUCAGUCUUCAGAGCAUUCUUGCAGCAAUUAUUCAAUCAAGUCAUGACUUAAUUAGAUAAAACACUUGUCGGAGCUACUGAGAAGUAUAAAAUAUUAUUUGAUUAUAUAAAGGCAGCCUUUUUGCUAUCCACUGGAACUCAAUACAAUGUAAGCAACUACAGAUGGGUGACAAAUUAAAGGAGAAAACAGAAUUAAUGAGUGGAGAAACAUGAGUGCUUCCAAAACAUGCAUACUCCAUGAGACAAUUGAGCAAUUAACAUUCUACCGUGCGCUGUGGCAUAUGUUAAAAUGCAGAGCCGGCCCAGUUGACUUUGAUUUUGGAUCAAGAUGGCAAGAGAAAAAAAGUAUGAGUGACUUUGAAAGAGGAUUCAUUAUCAGGGCAUGGAUGGUAGGAGCUUCAGUCACAAAGACUGCUCAACUGGCCAGUGUUUCAAUAGAAUUGUUACUGGGGUGACAUUGCAUUUAGAUCUAAGGGAAUCAGUAAGUAGGGUUGGAAAUUCAAACACAUUCAAUGACUGUGAUGCUGUUCUUUAGGUGACUGAGAAUAUCAAUGCAGGAUGUGAUCAGACUACUAGACUACUAACUACAAAGAGAGGGAUAUUAUAGUAGGUUGCAGUGAACAAACUCCUCACUACAAAGAUGAAUGCACAUUUUAGAGUUGAAAGUGUAAAAACAGGCAUGGGUCUUACACAGAUGUGGACAAUGUAAUAUGGUCAGAUGAUUCAGCCUUCAACAUGUUCCCCACAAGUGGGUGGGUGUAUGUGUGGCAACAGCACAGGCUGGACUGCUACAGUGAGGAGGUCUAGUGGUUCUGUCGAACUAUGGAGGGCAUUUUACUGGCAUUGUUUGGGUCCACUCUGGCAAAGGGUCAGCGCAGGUCAAUACAAAGCUGUUCUGACUGAAGACCUUUAUCCUACACACAUGAAUCAUUUCUAUCCUAUAUCCUAGUUCAUCCAUUCACAGGGCACGAGGGGUCACUGAGUGGUUUAAUAAGUACGAAAAUUAUACAAAUCAUAUGCUAUAUUGUUCCAUCCCACCAGCAAGUUUCAGAGACAUUUCAGAAUAAAUGACAAGGUGCAUUGAAGCUGUGCUGGCGGCUCGUGGUGGUCUAAAAUGUUACUUAGACACUUUCCUUUAAUUUGUCACCUGUCUGAAUGUAACAGACCUCAUGUGAUUAGAACAAACUAGAAGGAAAGAAAACUCUUAAUAAAACUCUUAACAAAACUUUCUUUAAACUUUUUUCUACCUUUAUGUGGAGUGGGUAAAUAUGAAAAAUCAAAAAUUGAACUACAGUGAAUAAUUGUUUUCUUAUUAAAACUACAGAUUUUCAUUAAAAGGUCACCUGUUGCUAAUAAA
Molecule: messenger RNA, 3695 nt
Organism: Colossoma macropomum (tambaqui)
Lineage: Eukaryota; Metazoa; Chordata; Actinopteri; Characiformes; Serrasalmidae
Gene: csf1a
Product: colony stimulating factor 1a (macrophage)
Exons: 10
Coding region: 302-1981 (559 amino acids)
Cellular component (GO): membrane
Molecular function (GO): cytokine activity; growth factor activity
Source: RefSeq, a predicted model, not a curated record